Mycetomoellerius zeteki is the source of this 480-nucleotide messenger RNA. RefSeq names its product cytochrome P450 6k1-like. The transcript has 3 exons. The record is from RefSeq and is a predicted model, not a curated record. Bases 1 to 480 code for a protein of 159 amino acids. Gene Ontology annotation, molecular function: heme binding; iron ion binding; monooxygenase activity. NCBI's taxonomy places the organism in Eukaryota, Metazoa, Arthropoda, Insecta, Hymenoptera, Formicidae.
AUGUGGAAAGUUUUAUCGCUAUCAUAUCUCGAUAUGAUAGUAUCCGAAAUUUUGAGAAUAUACCCGGCGUUACCGUUUUUAGAUCGUAUAACGAGGAAAACGUACAAAGUACCAAAUUCCAAUUUAGUUCUCGAGAAGGGUACGCCAAUUUAUAUCUCGUUACUUGGUACGCACUACGAUCCGGAAUACUAUCCUAAUCCGGAUAAAUUUGAUCCGGAACGAUUCACCGAGGAGAACAAACGUAAUAGAUCGUCAUGUGUCUAUCUUCCGUUUGGAGACGGACCAGGUAUAUAUAGUUCCCGUAUGAGACUUUUACAAACAAAACUGGAAAUUAUUAUAAUUUUGAGAAAAUACGAGUUGGGACCAUGCAAAAAAACUCUAAUACCAAUGGUUAUCGAACUAGAAACUAGUUCCAUGACAGCGCCAUUGGGUGGUACUAUACAUCUCAACAUCCGCAGAAUUAACAACAAUGUUAAUUAA